Aspergillus heteromorphus CBS 117.55 is the source of this 2369-nucleotide messenger RNA. RefSeq lists its product as uncharacterized. The record is from RefSeq and is a predicted model, not a curated record. Gene Ontology annotation, cellular component: endoplasmic reticulum membrane. The transcript has 2 exons. The coding region runs from base 84 to 2048 and encodes 654 amino acids. NCBI's taxonomy places the organism in Eukaryota, Fungi, Ascomycota, Eurotiomycetes, Eurotiales, Aspergillaceae. Gene Ontology annotation, biological process: protein secretion. Gene Ontology annotation, molecular function: GTPase activator activity; protein binding; guanyl-nucleotide exchange factor activity.
CUCCCUCUCCUUCUUUCUUCUCCUCCUCGUCACCACAACCUGUUUCAUUGAUACCUAUUCUAAUUCUUAUCAUUUUGCAGUCAAUGGCUCCCACCAUCCCCUCCGCCAAGCUAACCCUGUCAUGCCCUCUAUUUGCUGCCGACUUCGACCCGCGCAACCCGGGCCUCCUGCUAGUCGCCGGUGGUGGAGGUGAAGGCCGCAGUGGUGUCGGAAACAAGAUCGCCCUCCUUAACACCGCCAAACGGCACGAGAUCUCCGAGGUCGUCGACAUUCAUUUAUCGCGCGAUGAGGACUCUGUCACCUCCCUGGCCUCUGCCCAGACCACGGAUGACUCCAUAGUCGCCCUGGCUGGCAUCAACAGCUCCGUGGCGGAGCAGAAGCGCGACAACAACCAACAUCUGCGGUCCUUUCGCAUCGAUUAUCCUCCUCGAAAAUCCAUCGCCGCAUCCGCCGCAGAGCAAGGAGGAGAAGAAAAACAAGAGGAAGAGACGAAGAAGAAGAACAAGAAGAGCCCUUCGUCUGUCUCACUGUCUGCCGGCAAAACCACGCCGUUGUCGCGUGCGUCUCUCUUUCGAACACUCGAGGGCACCAAGUCCUCCGACACUUACCAGCGCAUCCUACGCCUGUCCCCAUGGAAAGCAGACACGGGCUUUUCUCGAGUUGCAGCCAUUACAACUGGUCUCGCUCCCGCAGGUGAGAUCGUCUUCUUCGGCGUCACCACCACUCCCAGUGCAUCCGACGUUAUCGGGCGAAUCCGUCUGAACAGCGAUGAGGAGGCUGAAGAUGUCGACAUCACCGACCUGCCCGAGCAGGGCAAGUUUCGCGUCGCCUACACCAAUGGCGUCGAUGUCUUUGUCUGCGAGAUCUCAUCUGAUACCCGGUCCAAUGCCUCGCCCGACGUACAAUGCGUCUACACCACGCCCUUACCCGAUAAAGGGUCCCGAGCCCGGCCCAAAUUCCGGGCGCUACGUUUCCUCUCCCCGACAGUCCUGCUGCUUCUUCAGAACGCCCCAGGCCGCACAGGCUGCGAGCUCGUGCUUCUUGGUCUACACCCCUCGACAGGCUCCGAGAAGAGCACCACGACAGGAAAGGCUUCAAUCAUCCGCCGCAAGAAGCUCCGCACCACUAUGAAAAUUGGUCUAGGCUUGGACAUCUGCAACUUGGGCCCCGGUUCCGACUCAGACAACCAACAACAGCAGGCUGCCAUCGCCAUCUCCGGCAGCGACCAGUCCAUCGAGAUCCUGAUGUUAGAGUUCAAUCCUAACGCCAGCCGGAACGGCUGCGGCCCUCUAAGGCGCUUCACCACUCUGCGCGACGUGCACCCCUUCGCCAUGACCAAGCUCUGCUUCUCCUCCUUCCACCCGCCAUCCCACCCCGUCGCUCCUGAAACGCCCCCGCAAUACAUCAAACUUGCCUCCGUCAGCAUGGGCAACACUGUCGUCGUGCAUACUCUCCCCCUCUCACCCUGUCCACCCGCCAGCCGCUAUCCACGCUACGUCCUCUCCAUGCCCGGCGAAUCGGAAACCUGGACCAACCUCACCAGCAGCGUCGCCGCCAUCUUCUCCAUCCUCACCGUCUGCAUCGUUCUUCAGGCCUUCACUGAAAUUCGCGGCGCCACGCCCCCCUACCUCGGCGCCACGGACUGGCUACCCCCCAACAUUCGCGAUGCUAUUGCCCGCCCAUACUAUGCUCCGCUGCCUGUCCUCUCACCCCACUUAUCACCGAACCCCAAAGCGGAUCCGCCCCGAGGCUGGGCCCAGUCCCUGCGCGAUCAAGUCACGUCGGAUCAUACUAUCCUCAUCCAUUGCAACCCAGACACGAACACCCUCCUAGUCGACUCAGCUGACCAGGCUACACUACAGGGGCAGAUUGAGCCUGGCCCUAGACGCUGGGAAGAGCUCUCGGAAGAGAAUCGCUUCGAGUGGAUCCAGCAGCUUACACAUGCCGGCUACGAGCCACUCGAGCCCGACUCCGACCCAGAGUCAAUCUUGGAUGGCGUUUUGCUCGGUGAGAUGUGCCAUCAGUUGCCCAUUGAGGAGAUCCCCUGAUUUCACAUGCAUAUACCCUUCCCCUCCUCUUCCCCCUCAUCCUAGAUGGUAUGAGUUCGUUACUUGUAUGUUACGUGUGUAUGCAAUCGGGGUUCAUGAUGCCCGGACGGGGAAUGAGUUGGUUCUCAUGCUUGUUUUGUCACGUGUUGGGAUGGUUGGUUAUGUCUUCCUCACGCUACACUGCACUGCACUUGGUGACUUGGGAUGCAAUCUCAGGCGUACGGGUCAUACCGUAUCACAACUUUCUAUAUACCUACGAUUAUAUGCUGCUAUGCACCGGUUCACAUUCAAAUGUACUAUUAUCCCCAACCUUUGGCUGGC